AUGCUCCCCCCUCCAACCUUAAGCUUCACCAUUCCUUCGAUCCAGGACGAUACAGUUCUCCAGUGUCGAGUCUACCACCCUUCUUGCCUUGCCCCGACCUCAGUAUCGCAGAUCAUCGAUUGGAAGAAGAAGGCUGCAAUCGUUGCCCAUCCCUACGCACCUCUCGGGGGGUGUUACGACGACCCUGUGGUCGAUGCUAUCGCAGCUACUAUCCUUAAGCAAGGCUGGGUUGUGGCAACGUUCAAUUUCAGAGGCGCUGGAUCGUCACAAGGACGAACGUCCUGGCAGUCGAAGCCGGAGCAGAAUGACUAUAUUUCUAUACUAGGAUUUAUCGUCUACUACUUGCAUCUGCUCUCACCACCUGAGGCCCCUCCAAAGUUCACCCUCUCUGAUCCUGGGCGUCACGAUUUGACCCCAGUACCUUCCCAAGCCUUGCCCCCGCCAACUACGCUCCAACUAGAACAGGACAAUGAGCAGGACACACGACCACGGUUACUUCUUGCAGGCUACUCCUAUGGAGCACUCAUCACUUGCUCUCUACCGGCCAUUUUGAGCUCAAUCAUUGCCCCGUUCCAGGAUCCGCCACCACGUUCAGCUCAUGCCGAAAUUCGACUUCGCGCCGAGCGUCUAGCAGGCCAACAGAACGAAAUUAUGCAGCAAAACCUAGUCUCGCUCUUUCAAUACAAUGAACACCGACGUGGGAGGAGUUUACAAGCCAAUGAUGUUCUACACAGCCCCAAGGUGCGAGGAGGAGUUCGAAUGGGUGGGGACGAGGACCCUAGGAGAGCUAGCCAUGAGUCUUACCGCCCUGGGAAUUCAUUCGCCAUAGAAACACCAGAGCUCGUCAAGAAGAGUGUGGAUAGAGUGCGCUCUAUCACACGACACAAGAAGUUCUCGCCAAAGAGACAUGCUAGCCAGGGAUCUUUUUCCUCGUACAAAAACAAGAAGCGCGAGUCGAGUUCUACAAUUGACAAGAAACACAGUGAUGAAGAGGAGGAGGCGAAGAAGAAGCAAAUGAUACAACCAAUUCCCGGUAUUACCUUGAAAGUGGGAUAUCUGCUGGUAAGCCCUCUGCAAGGCUGGGUCAACACGUUGGCAACCAUGUGGAGCGCAACAUUAGCGGGAAGAGAUACAAUAUCCGAAAACGAGAUGAAACUCGCGAUUGAUCCAACUCUGGCUCUUUUCGGCGACGGUGAUGUCUUUGUCAGUGUCAAGAGACUGCAUGCUUGGGCUGAAAAGCUUGCGAGUGCUGGCAAAGGUGGCGGCAGCCAGUUUAGGUAUAGAAAAGUUGCCAACGCAGGGCACUUCUGGCAUGAUCAUGAAGCUGUGAAAGUUUUGCAAGAUGAGAUCAAGUUUUUUGUGUCCACGUUAUGA
Lachnellula hyalina is the source of this 1374-nucleotide messenger RNA. RefSeq lists its product as uncharacterized. The record is from RefSeq and is a predicted model, not a curated record. NCBI's taxonomy places the organism in Eukaryota, Fungi, Ascomycota, Leotiomycetes, Helotiales, Lachnaceae. The coding region runs from base 1 to 1374 and encodes 457 amino acids. The transcript is spliced from 2 exons.